AUAAAAGUUAAAAGAAAUAAACAAAAUACUCUACAGAGUAGCCGGUCGUGUACACUGGGAGAUAAUCUAUUGCCGCUCUUUUCCGUUUUCACCGCUUCGCAUUAGUGUAGAAGGAGACUUAAACCAACUCUGCACUCGUAAAGCUUCCGGCGAACAUGGGCAAAAUCGGUUUGCAGAUAAAGGCGACGCUGGAAAACAUCGAGGAGCUGAAAACAAACCAUCCAAACUACGCGUUUUUCCUGAAAAUCAAAUGCACCAACUGUGGUGAAUUGUCGGACAAGUGGCACGAUCUGACCGAGAGCGACCACGUCAACGAGGAUUCACGCAAUCCGAAAGGAUUCAACUUUUACAUGAAAUGUCGCAUGUGUUCCCGAGAAAACAGUAUCGACAUUAUCGAAGGUUCCAAUGCUAGCUACACCGAGCAGGAUUCGGGCAAAAAGAAGACGAUCGUUAUGUUCGACUGCCGUGGUGUGGAACCGACCGAAUUCAGUCCACGGUCGGGGUGGAUUGCCAAGGCGACGGAAAAUGGACCGACGUUUGAGGAUAUAGAUUUGUCGGACGACGAUUGGGUGGAGUACGAUCAGAAAAAUAACAAUUCGGUCGGUGUGUAUGAGUUUGAGUCGGAUUUCAUAAAGCUGAAAAAGUGAGCUAGUUCUGUUGGAUAGGUUUCCAUUCUGGGCAAUAAAUGAUACGUGCGGUUUACAAUGUG
Molecule: messenger RNA, 709 nt
Organism: Anopheles stephensi (Asian malaria mosquito)
Lineage: Eukaryota; Metazoa; Arthropoda; Insecta; Diptera; Culicidae
Product: UPF0587 protein CG4646
Exons: 2
Coding region: 156-647 (163 amino acids)
Molecular function (GO): zinc ion binding
Source: RefSeq, a predicted model, not a curated record